This is a messenger RNA of Camelina sativa (false flax), 1088 nucleotides long. RefSeq lists its product as uncharacterized. Gene Ontology annotation, molecular function: S-adenosylmethionine-dependent methyltransferase activity. The record is from RefSeq and is a predicted model, not a curated record. NCBI's taxonomy places the organism in Eukaryota, Viridiplantae, Streptophyta, Magnoliopsida, Brassicales, Brassicaceae.
CUCCUCUAUUAUUAAGAGCAGACUGAGAAAUUUGAAUCGAAGAAGCAAAUCGCAAUAACCAAAAAAUGUCAGGAGUUUACGAUAACCAAGCUGAUAUCUACUUAGACGCACGCCCUACUUAUCCCUCCGAUUGGUACUCCAAGCUCGCCGCUCUCUCUCACCGUCACAAUCUCGCCUGGGACGCCGGAACCGGAAACGGCCAAGCCGCCAUUGGCAUCGCGGAACACUAUGAUAGAGUAGUCGCGACGGACGUGAGCGAGACGAUGUUAAAUCUCGGGAAACCGCAUCCGAAAGUAACUUACCACCAUACGCCGUCGUCGAUGACGGAGGACGAGAUGGUGAAUCUGAUCGGGGGAGGAGAGAGCUCUGUUGAUCUGAUAACUGUAGCUACCGCCGUACACUGGUUCGAUCUUCCGAGAUUCUACGCCGUCGCGAAUCGUCUCCUACGUAAACCAGGAGGAAUCAUCGCCGUGUGGAGCUACAACAAUGACAUGGUGGUGAGUCCCGAGUUCGACUCGUUGAUGGCUCGGUUCAACGCUGAAACGCUGCCGUAUUUUAAAUUCUCAGAGAGUCAGUAUUUUUUGGACGGGUAUAAAACGCUACCGUUUCCGUUCGAGAGCGUGGGUUUGGGCUCUGAGGGAAAGCCCAUUGAGCUGGAGAUGAAGAAAACGAUGUCGUUCGAAGGACUCUUGCGGAUUCUGAGAUCGUGGUCUGCCGUUGGUGCUGCCAAGGAGAAAGGAGUAGAUUUGUUGUCGGAUAAUAUAGUGAAAGAGCUUGAGACGGCUUGGGGUGGUUCUGAGCUGGUUCGAACCAUUGUGUACAAGACGUUCAUGCUCGCAGGAACCGUUCGUUAGAAUCUCUAGCGUCUUCUAAAAUUGGGAUGGCUAAUGAUAAAAUUUAAACCUUAUGAAGUUACCAAAAAUAAAUAAAAAUAGAAAGAUUAAGUUUAUUUUACCUUUUGUUCAUUUGAUACAACCAGGGCCGGCUCAAAAAUUUAUUGGGCCUGGUGCUAAAAUAAUUUUUUUUGGAAAAAUUGUAGGCUAAAUAUGUAACAUUUCUAAGAUUUGAACCUUUUUUUAAUAAUUAUU